Messenger RNA from Aplysia californica (California sea hare), 707 nucleotides. RefSeq lists its product as uncharacterized. NCBI's taxonomy places the organism in Eukaryota, Metazoa, Mollusca, Gastropoda, Aplysiida, Aplysiidae. The coding region runs from base 161 to 466 and encodes 101 amino acids. The record is from RefSeq and is a predicted model, not a curated record. Gene Ontology annotation, molecular function: serine-type endopeptidase inhibitor activity. The transcript has 2 exons.
CAGCAAGAUACAGUAAAUUUAUUGCCAUAAAUUACAUCGUCAUCUUGACAACAGGCUGUUCUCGUCUGAUUUUGCUGCUGCUGAUUUUGUUACUGUUACUGCUGUGACUACACUCUGUUGCUGUUACUACUACGAUACUGUUCCUGUUACCGCUCUCAACAUGAAGUCUUGUUUGUGUCUCCUGGGAAUGAUCUUCUUUGUAGCUCUGGCCAGCGCCGAGUCAACAGACAAGAGAAAUGCGGAAACCUGUAAGACUGAGUGCUCCGAGAACGCGGACUGUGGCAAGUAUGAGACCUGCAUGAAGCUCGGCUGUUCCAAGAUCUGUUUCCCGAUCAUCGUGAGGAGACAGGCCGCGAGCCGGCCGUGCCUGAAGACCCCGAUGUGUCGCAUAUACUGCGCCACGGGCUACGUGUUGGACAGCGAAGGAUGUGCUCUCUGUGAGUGCAAGACUCCUCCUACGCUGUAGUUUGAGGUGGGAGAGAGCCCAACUUGAGACAGAAAUUCAUUUGGUGUUUGGUUGUUGAUGCUUUUUUUUUUGGAGGGGGAGGGGGGGGGGGGGUUUGAAGGCUACCUACACAUUUGUUAGCUUUGUCCUUUAACAGAUGAACGUUAAAUCCGGAGGUCCCGCAUCCUAAUUAAAUAUUUAACCUCACAGUUUUGAAAGGGGAAAUACACCUGUACUAGAAAUUAAAAACGGCGAUUCAGAG